AUCCUCAACACUUUCCUAAAAUUCCUUUUUUUUUUUUUUUGAUUUAAAAAAAGAAAAAAGGAAGAAGAAGAAGAAGAAAACCCUCUACCUCCAUUCUUACAACCUUAUUCUCUUGCAUCGACCAUGGAAACUCCCAAGAAUUCAUCUUUGAGCAGAAGUGUGAGCGGUGUUGGGGCAGAUCAUGAUGUAAUUGUAAGCGAUCAUGAGGAGAGCGGGUGGACGGCUUACCUGGAGGACUUCUCUUGCUCCAACAAUGGCAGUUUCAUCAGCAGCAGCCCUUCUUUAGUGUCUGAUGCAGCCUGGAAUGGUUCAGACACCACCAACAACAACGUCGCGAAUCAUGUCAGAAGAUUGAACUUCAAGAAUCUCAAAAAGGGCAGUAAUCACAAGAGAUAUUCGUGUCGGGACGACGACAACGACGACUUGGAAGAUACUGCCAGUUCUCCUGUUAAUAGCCCCAAGGUUAGCAGUUUGAAGGAGAUGGAGGUCAACUACAGGAGAUUAGAUGAUGUUGCUGCUGCCAAUUUUCUGGGCAAAGGAGGGAGGUGGAAUAAUAUGUCAGAGGUGGGAGGAGUUGAGGAAAAUGAAAAGGAAGCUGUGGAGAGCACAAAAAUUAUAGAGCUGAGGAAGAGGGGACUGUGUCUGGUGCCGAUGUCUGCGCUGAUGAACUACAUCGCCUGAAAUCCACUCUAAUCGUCAUCUCUCUAUUAUUA
Molecule: messenger RNA, 713 nt
Organism: Sesamum indicum (sesame)
Lineage: Eukaryota; Viridiplantae; Streptophyta; Magnoliopsida; Lamiales; Pedaliaceae
Product: vascular-related unknown protein 1
Biological process (GO): xylem development
Source: RefSeq, a predicted model, not a curated record